AUGGAGGCGUUUGCUGUUUGGCCUCAGUCGCCAUGGGUUUCAAGGACUGCUCCCCUGCGGCCUGCACCGCCGACCUUGCGCGCUCGGCCGCCACAACAGGUUUGCCGAAGGGCAGGAGCCGGGGAUUUCUCGACGACCGAGAUUGUGUUAGCCGCGAGCUUUGGCCUGGCCUCUUGGGUGUUUACUGGCGGCAAUCCUGGCAGCUUACUGGGCCUCUCGGGUGGUCGGAGCUUGGCCAGGCCUGACAUGGCCGAGAAAGAGGUCCAGGCAGCAAGACAGAUGUUCCUCCGAGCCGCGGAGAACUACAGCGAUGCCAGGGAAAGCACCGGAGUGCUCCUGAAUCGCAUGGCGCCUGAGAUUGUGCAGUCGGCAAGGCAGCGAUUGGAGGGGGCUCUCAAAACCUUCCAAGACGCGCGACGGGAACUGCAGCUGGUCUCUGAGGAGCAGACCCGAGCCUACUUGGUGCCGGAGUAUCUCCGGACUGCGAAGGAGAAGGGCGCCUUCAUCAUAGCUGUUGUCGGAAACCAGAGUGUCGGAAAGUCCUCGUUCCUCCGUGCAUUCUUGGAUUUCGAGCAACCGACGGAUCCACCAACGACUACUGCGCCGGUUCCGUACGUCUACCCGACCCAGUCCGACUUGCCUUGUAUGUUCUGGGACCUUCCGCCCCUCGGUGCAGCCGGUUACCCUGCCGAGACCUACAUGAGACUUCUCGGAAUGCGGCAUUUCGGGUUGGUGGUCGUGAUGACCGACAGCAAGAUCUCCGAAGCAGAGCUUCUUCUGCUCGAUGAACUGAAGCACUGGAAGGUGCCUUACGUAGUCGUGCGAAACAAGCUCGACGUGGACAUUGAGCGAGAGUUCAUGGCCGAGCAGCUUGUUUGGGAUGCGCGUGGCCUCAAGGAUGGAUUAGAUGACAGCGUCCGUGCGGAGAUCCUCUGCGACACGAUGACAAGCGUCAAGGAAGACCUAUGUUGCCUUUACGAUGUGGAACGUGUCUACUGCAUAUCCACCAGGAGAGGCUACCGAAAAUUGUUUGACUACGCCGAAUUGGAUGCCGACUUGCGCAAAACCAUCCAGAUGCGUUGUGACGCGGAGAACGCCCCGAGCAAGCAGAUUGACAGUAAGCAGGCAGCUGCCGCGGUGUUGCCGCCUUGA
Molecule: messenger RNA, 1152 nt
Organism: Symbiodinium necroappetens
Lineage: Eukaryota; Dinophyceae; Suessiales; Symbiodiniaceae
Source: the annotation of a GenBank genome assembly